This is a messenger RNA of Oncorhynchus keta (chum salmon), 3110 nucleotides long. Its product is annotated as phosphatidylinositol 3,4,5-trisphosphate 5-phosphatase 1-like. Gene Ontology annotation, biological process: phosphatidylinositol dephosphorylation. The transcript is spliced from 23 exons. NCBI's taxonomy places the organism in Eukaryota, Metazoa, Chordata, Actinopteri, Salmoniformes, Salmonidae. Gene Ontology annotation, molecular function: phosphatase activity. The annotation marks the transcript as partial. The record is from RefSeq and is a predicted model, not a curated record.
AAACAACUGAACAGCGAGAUCUCCCGUACCCUGCCCACUCUGGAGACCUUUCAGAGGCUUCUGGACCAGCAGCUCUCCCCAGGGAUCGGACGUCUGAGGACUCCGGUGUCAGCAGAUUCCGACCAGUCUGUGUCCUUCAGGCUGGAACAACUGACCAAGCUGCUCUACUCCAUAGAAGAGAAGGCCAAAACAGCCGUGUUUGAGUGGGCUGGAUACGACGGAGGCCACAGACGGUCUCUAAUACCACCUAUUACAUUUGAAGUCAAGUCAGAGUUGCUUGGUCUCACAACCAAGAUGUUCCUCAAGGUGGAUGUGGAAAAUGGGAAGAUCUACUUCAAGAAAUCUAAAGACGGGCCAGAAGACAAAUACUUUGUUCACAAUAAAAUCUUACAGCUCGUGAAAUCCCAGAAGGUUGCCAAGAUGGUGAUCAUGGUGGAAACAGAGAAGGAGAAAACUCUGAGGAAAGAGUUUGUCUUCGACGACACAAAGAAAAGAGAGGGGUUCUGUCAACUCCUUCAGCAGAUGAAGAACAAACACUCAGACAAGCCUGAGCCAGAUAUGAUCACUAUAUUCGUUGGCACCUGGAAUAUGGGGAACGCCAGCCCCCCACACAACAUAGCAUCAUGGUUCCAGUGUAAGGGUCAGGGCAAGACCAGGGACGACACGGCCGAUCACAUUCCUCAUGACAUCUAUGUGUUCGGGACUCAGGAAGAUCCCCUGGGGGAGAAGGAGUGGAUAGACACGCUGAAGAGUGCCUUGAGAGGAACCACCAACAUCAGUUUCAAACAAAUAGCCACCCAGACCCUAUGGAACAUCCGCAUCGUGGUGCUAGCCAAGCCAGAGCACGAAAACAGAAUCUCACACAUCUUCUCAGACAGCGUCAAGACAGGGAUCGCCAACGCUUUGGGAAAUAAGGGAGCAGUGGGCGUGUCCUUCAUGUUCAACGGUACUUCCUUUGGCUUCGUCAACAGCCACCUGACCUCAGGCAGUGAGAAGAAGAUCAGACGCAACCAGAAUUACGUCAGCAUCCUACGCUUUCUGAAUCUUGGAGAUAAGAAACUGAACCCUUUUGACAUUACACAUCGAGUCACUCAUCUGUUCUGGUUCGGGGAUCUGAAUUAUCGAAUCGAACUGCCAUCCACAGAAGCAGAGAGCAUUGUGACCAAGAUCAAACAGCAGCAGUACCAGGAACUGCUGUGUAGAGACCAGCUCACCAUUGAGAAAGGAGAAGAGAAGGUGUUCCUACACUAUGAUGAGGAGGAGAUCACGUUCGCGCCCACGUAUCGUUUCGAGAGAGACACACGAGAGCGAUAUGCCUACACCAAAGCCAAAGCCACAGGGACUAAAUACAAUCUGCCAUCAUGGUGUGAUCGUGUUCUACGGAAGUCCUACCCCUUGGUGCAUGUGGUCUGUCAGUCAUACGGGUGCACCAAUGACAUCAUGACCAGUGAUCACUCUCCAGUUUUCUCCACAUUUGAAGUUGGAGUGGCAUCGCAGUUUGUCUCCAAGCACGAUCCCAACAGUGUGUCUCAGGGUGGGAUCAAGUUCAUGAACUGUGUUGCCACCCUCAUGACAAAGUCCAAGACCAAGUUCUUCCUCGAAUACCACUCCAGCUGCUUAGAGAAAUUCGUCAAGAGCUCGGAAGGAGAGAACCAAGAUCACUCAGAUGGGUCCAUCAAAGUUUGGUUUGGAAACCAAGUUGAGCUCGUCCCUAUCAUCUCAGACCCGGAGUAUCUGUUGGAUCAACACAUUCUCCUGUGUGUCAAGUCCACAGACUGUGAUGAAUCCUAUGGAGAGGGCUGUGUAGCUCUGCGAGCGGCGGAGUCCUCCUACACAGAGUUCCACAUCACAUUGACUCAUCACGGCGAGCGGACGGGCACCCUGACGGGAGGUGUAGAGUUACGAACCUCAGAAGGCAAACAGACUGAGAAGUUAUACGAUUUCAUCAAAGUGGAAAGGGAUGAUUCUGGUGGCUCUAAAGGAAAAGGACUUGAUCUUAUCAACAAGUUUGCUCUUCCCACUGAUAUCACCAACCCCAGUUACAUGGGGGCGGGCUUCAAGUCUGGAGGUGUGACAGACAGGGGCUGGAGCUACAGCAUGUCCCCGAAAUCAGGAUCCGGAGGUGGGGGUGGUGGUGUCGGUGGGUUCGGGGGUAGGGACCAGACCCAUGGAAACACCUCUCCCAAAAAGACUGUCAACGACCGCAGCGCUGUGCGAAGCCCUACAGGAAAAGCAUCCGAUAACGUUAGUGAGGGGGGGAAGCCAGCGGAGAUGUUUGACAACCCUCUGUACGGCUCCAUGGGGAAGGGAGGAGUUCCACGAGGAGCUAAAGACCAACCAGACCCUCAACGCUCCAAGGAUUACCUGACCACUCCAGACCCCAUCUUCUCCUUCACCAAACCCUCUGAUCAGGACCCUGACCGGCCCCCGGUCCCCACCCCUCGUAACCGCUCUUACACCUGUUCUGAGACCAAGCCCCCGUCCUCCGUCACCACUGCCUCAGCCUCGGCCCCGCUCCACCCCCAGACCUACACCAAGAACCCUGUGAAGCCCUCACGCUCCGAGGGGGGCAUGGUACAAACCACCAAUAGACCACAUCUGCCCGUGAAGUCCCGCCCAGGCCAGGCGGAUGUCACGCCCACAAAGCCUAAAGACUACAGAGACAGCUCGGAGCUGCCCAGCAAACUGCGUCCACCUACAAGGCCCAUCCAGCCCCUCCCCAAAGAAGCUCAUCAUGAGGCAACUCAACCACCGAAGAUGGGCCGUUCAGUGAAAUGACUGUGUGCUUUUUUUUUGGCUGAAAACCCUCCUCGGCUUGUCCUAUAUGUUAAAAUGAGAUGUUGGAUGGUGGCUAGUGUCAGUCACUGCAAUGCUCGUCUUCCUGCCUCUCCAAACAAGUUCCUGUACGAACUCAUCUUUGCAUAUGCAUUAGGCUGUAUUCAUGGCAACGCUCUGGGGAUUUGUGGAGUCCUCUGAAAUAAGUAUCAUCGUUGUUUUUUUUGUGUUUUUUUUCACAAAUGCUGACAACUAGAAAAGCUCUUCAUAUUAUAGGAAUCAUUUAAAAAAUACUUGUACAACAAUCUCAAUUAAAUUAAAGGGAAUCGUGUUCA